Molecule: messenger RNA, 1122 nt
Organism: Trypanosoma theileri
Lineage: Eukaryota; Euglenozoa; Kinetoplastea; Trypanosomatida; Trypanosomatidae
Exons: 1
Coding region: 1-1122 (373 amino acids)
Source: RefSeq, a predicted model, not a curated record
AUGCACGUAGUGAGUGAUCUACAACAGAGGCCGAAUAAGAGUCGUCUGAAGUGCGAGAAACGCAUUGUUCCCUUCUAUGACAUCUGUAGUGUCGUGCAGUUCGUAUGUUUAGUAAUUCACACAACAAAGGUUGUGAUGACUGCUCGAUGUACCUUUGCUCAUUCUCUCUGGUCCAAAAACAAUCUAGAGCUUGUUCCACCCUUGGUAAUGAAGUUAGAUUCAUGUUAUUAUAUGACAACGCGGAGUACAUUAUACGCCUUUAAGGACGUUUCAGUUGAGUUGUUUUUAUCGGGUGUAAGUGACGUUUUUGCAGAUCAUGCGAUACAGAUGGGAUUAGCCAUUUUUUUCUGUGCCUUUACGCUCUUCUUUGGUGCAGUGAACCGCAGUGCUGUGGAAAAUAACUUUUUUAGCUACCGUUGGCGUAACUUUGUAUUUCGCAAAGAUCUCAUUGCUGCCUUGGAGAUUGCAAUGUUGUGUCUUGUCCUCCGCACGGCUCUCAUGGCGACGGCGGCGGGAAGUCUCCUUGAGGAUUAUUUGCGUUACUGCAAAGUUGUCUCCCGUGCGUACUUGCCGUUCUGCACAGUGGUCCCACUCUUUGUGUUUGUUGGGGCUGGUUUCGCCACUUACGUGGUGGGCUGUGUGCUGUAUCUAUACAACGCCCUGCCCAAGUACGGCAUCAUGACAGAAGAGGAGAUUGUCGACUACAAAGUGUGGCUGCGCGGCCGGCGGGCCCGCAUUGAAGAGGCGAAACGCGCAGCGGAAGCAGCAAAGUUGGCAAACAUGCGACUGCAGUUGAUGAUGCGGGAUUCGAGUAGACCGCCACUACGUGAAAUGACGCGUUCCGCAUCCUUUUCCACAAGCGGUCAACCAGACCAUUACGUCCACCCCGAUGUUUCCGCAGCGUCGCAGCGGCGGCACUCCUCUUCUCAUGUGCCACUGCCAAUAAAUUUACCCCGACGUCGGGAGACUUCUCUCAUGCGACAACAGCAACAACAAUACAAUCCACAGCAGAGUCAGAGUCAAUCACAACAAGAACAAGAUGAGGGAAAUUCACACUCCGCAGGUAUACCCCUUUAUACCUCUUACAUUGGGGCUUCGCCAUUCUUUACCCAAAAGAAUUAA